AUGAGCUCCUGGAUUGACUGGUCAAAGACCACCAAGUCCAAGAAUUACCAUGGAUCUGGAUCAUUUGCUACUGCCAUGAUUAUUGGCCCCACCUGUUUCUUCCUGGGUAUUCUCUUCGCGCAGUUUCCCUAUGACUUCCCCCUCCUCUGGAGCAAGGUGGACAUCGCACCCGAGUACCUUGACCAGUUGGAGGUACAUCUCAAGUUCAUGUUCGACUCGCCGCCCAUCAUCAACCGCAUUCUGCACAUCACCGUUGGUAUCGCAUUCCUCGGUCUCUUCGUCAAGAUGUAUCGCCCGAGCGAGGCCAACUUCCUCUUCGACGGAGCCUCCAUCAUCCUGUACCUCAUCGCCGUCGCCGUCUAUAUCUCCAACACCAUCAAGGGUCUCCGCGCCGUCAGUGAUGGUAUCUGGAACAGCCCCGAGUGGGAGUCGACUCGCGAGGGCCGUUUUGCUGGUGAGAUGAUUCUCGGUCGCGAGGACAGCCUCAAGGUCCUCUCUGCCAGCAACACCAUCCUCGCCCUUGUCCUCAUCGGUGUCCUGGUACUCCAGUCCGGCCAGUGGUAUGCCGAGCAGAAGGACCACACCGAGGAGGCCCAGCCUGAGCAACCCAAGGAGGCCGAGACCAAGGCCUCCAACAAGAAGAAGCAGUAA
Molecule: messenger RNA, 651 nt
Organism: Clonostachys rhizophaga
Lineage: Eukaryota; Fungi; Ascomycota; Sordariomycetes; Hypocreales; Bionectriaceae
Source: the annotation of a GenBank genome assembly